Messenger RNA from Triticum dicoccoides, 963 nucleotides. RefSeq names its product DPH4 homolog. NCBI's taxonomy places the organism in Eukaryota, Viridiplantae, Streptophyta, Magnoliopsida, Poales, Poaceae. Gene Ontology annotation, biological process: protein histidyl modification to diphthamide. Bases 377 to 898 code for a protein of 173 amino acids. Gene Ontology annotation, cellular component: cytosol. The transcript has 2 exons. The record is from RefSeq and is a predicted model, not a curated record. Gene Ontology annotation, molecular function: metal ion binding.
AAGAAAAAAAGAAAAGACUCAUCGUCGACCCGGGCAUACCCGAGCCCUGGUAGGUUUGGCUCUCCUCCCUCGGGCGGCGGCGGCGGCGGCGGCGGCUGAAUCUCCUGCCACCGGAGUCCCUUCUCUUUACCGGCCGGUGGAUUGGCUCCACCCUCCCUCCCAAAUCCCCCGCCCCCGAUCUUCCUCCUCCUCCGCGCCCUACAUCGCCCCCGGCGCCUGAGCACACGGACGCCGUCCUCCUCCUCGCCUACGACGCCGCCGCCCCCUACCUCCUUCCUCCAACGCCGCCUACCGCCCUGCUUCACUUCCGACACCGCUGGCCCGCCCUGCUUCGCCUCCGAAUCCAAGUAUAGGGUCAGUGGCCCAGCUUCUGCAAAUGCUUCAAGGCAGCGGCAUCUCCAACCAGAAGACCUUGUAUGAAGUUCUAUCUGUGCCUGAAGAUGCUACAUAUGACGAGAUACGUGCAGCAUACAAGUGUGCUGCUUUAAACACACAUCCUGACAAAGCACAGGCGACUCUCGAACCAUCUGUGUCUACCGGCGAGCAACAUGGUUUUUUCAGUGUACAGAAGGCAUGGGAAACCCUACGCUACCCCAAAUGUCGAGCAGAGUAUGAUAAACAACUACAAUCGUCCAGACAGAGCCUUGAUGUCAUCGCAACCGAUAUCGAAAUCGAGGAUAUGAUCGUUGAAAGCUCUGGCGAUGGCGUUGAGCUAUUGUACGCCUGUAGAUGCGGCGAUUAUUUUUCGAUCACAGCCUGCGAACUUGGUGAAAUGGGAAUUUCGGUGAGUGAAGAUGGGGAAAUAGAAGCGCAGGCACCUGAUUCUUUACCAACGUCUGUUGUUCUGGGCUGUGGCUCAUGUUCUCUUAAAACAAGGCUGAUUAUAAAUAAAGCUUGAUUCGUUGUACUGAUUUGAACACCUUCUACCCUGCUCUUUUGAAGCACCUCCGAUCAUGGUCGACA